This is a messenger RNA of Ogataea angusta, 1299 nucleotides long. RefSeq lists its product as uncharacterized. Gene Ontology annotation, cellular component: nucleus; 90S preribosome. The record is from RefSeq and is a predicted model, not a curated record. Gene Ontology annotation, biological process: maturation of SSU-rRNA. Lineage: Eukaryota; Fungi; Ascomycota; Pichiomycetes; Pichiales; Pichiaceae. The transcript has a single exon. Bases 1 to 1299 code for a protein of 432 amino acids.
AUGAAAGAGAACCUUAUUGGAAAAUUGGAUUUGCUGCAGUUCAAGUACGAGAACUUGGAUCCUCCGCGGUUUCCACUUUCUCGCAAGCUGGCAAAGUCCAAGAACGCGCACCAUGUGAAGCUUCUGACGCUAUCUGAGGACGAAGCUUUGAAGAUGAUCAAACAACUGAAAAGAGAACUAUUCGAGCGCAAAUACCAUUCUGCGUAUUCCAAGUUAGAGCGGCAUUUGGGCGGACAGAUCAGGCAGGUGCUCAAAAACAAGACCACGAAGCCAGAAGACCGCAAAUUGUACGAGAAGCUGGAGAGCGAACUGGAUAAAGUGAUAAAACAGAAACUGACCAAGCUGGGGUCCAAGAUAUUCCACCGCGAAGAGGUGCGUGGGGUUCCGCCAGAAUCGUUCUGGGAGGACCGUGAGAAGCUGAAAGGGCACACAUACGAGACAGAACUGAAUAAUCUCGUAUCCAGGUUGUUCAACAAAAACACAGUCAAAGAGGUGGUGCAGCAGACAGAACACAAUUUCAAGCUGGUUCUUGGUGUUGACAAGAGGGAAAAGAAGCCGGAGACUGCCAAACAAACCGAAAGUGAGAAGAAUACUCUGGAAGACGAGUCUGAGAGUUCUGGUGACGAUUCUGACGAAACGAGCGUUUCUGAGGACACCGAGAGCUCUGACGACGAGAAACUGGACGCAAUAUAUUCCGACUACAAAUCCAUGGUGGCCGGAUCGUCGGAGGAAGACGACGGCGAGCUCGAAGAGGGCGUGAACUACAACCAGGUCACAGACGAGGAGCCGAGCGAGCAGUCAAGCGAGUCUGACGACGAGCAGCCAGACUACGAGUCGGCCAAAGCGGAACGCAAGAAGCUCGGCAGCGACGACUUCUUCAGCGAGCUGCAGCUCCCUGCGUUGGCCGGCGGGUACUAUUCUGGCGGCGAGGACGAGGAGGAACUGGAACAGGCAGAAAAAGACAUGAAGAAGCUGGCCAAGGAGCGCAAGAACAGGCGGGGACAGCGGGCUCGUCAGAAAAUCUGGGAGAAGAAGUACGGCAAGAACGCGAACCACGUCAAGAAGGAGCGCGAGAGAGUGCAGUCUGAGAGGGAGAAGCAGCGGCUUGCGUACGAGGAACGGGUGAGGAAGAGAGCCGAGAAAAAGAAGCAGGAGGAGGAGAAGAAAAAGCAGGCUCAGGAGAAGCCGCGCCAGCCGUCUGCGGCCGACAAAAUGCAUCCGUCAUGGGAGGCCAAGCGGAGGGCCGAGGAGGCGCUGAAAAACGUCAAGUUCCAGGGAAAGAAGGUGAAGUUUGAGUAG